Molecule: messenger RNA, 1905 nt
Organism: Puccinia graminis f. sp. tritici CRL 75-36-700-3
Lineage: Eukaryota; Fungi; Basidiomycota; Pucciniomycetes; Pucciniales; Pucciniaceae
Exons: 4
Coding region: 1-1905 (634 amino acids)
Source: RefSeq, a predicted model, not a curated record
AUGCCAUCCUUAUUGAAAGCUGUUAAAGAGGAGCCAUCAGAUGAAAUUGGGGACAACUUCCAGGCACCGCACAACUUCAACUCUAUUCGUGUCAAAGAGGAUCCAGAGAACCUAUUGGAGAAAGUUAGCCCAGCUGAAAAAUACCUUCUGCAUCAAAACAUCCGCCCACAAACUACCGCAGCUGUUGUCAAAGAAGAACCUAUGGAAUUCGACGUGAUUGAGCAAGAUUACCAGCGCCACUUUUAUCCCCACUUGCCCCAACCUCAACUCGACCAGCAGUUCCGCCAGCAUCAAAUUUACACUCAACCCCGCAAUUCUUUUGAUUUGAACGUUAAAGCUCCCCCAGGAUCUGAAGAUGACAUGCCUCACAUCUUUCGUGGGUUACAUCUUUCCUCCCAAGCAAAACGAAACGAUUUAGAAUCUGAAAAGGCCGUUUACUACGAGGUGCCAGCAAAAAGGCGCAAUCUUGAAGUGACGAAGGACAAGGGCAAAAAGCGUUUACUUGAAGAACCGACAACUCCCCCUCAACCUUCGAGAAACCCUUCAAAAUUGAUGAAGAUUACGAAUUCAAAACCUUCUCAACAAACACGUGACCAUAUUCAAACUCAGCUAGUGAAAUCCUGGGGCCCCAGCACCUCAGAUCAUAUUCUUGCCAAAAUUAUGGCCCUUGCAGUGCAUAAUUACAUCCACAGUGAAGUAAUUCAACCGCAAAAAAUUAAGCUACCAAUGAAAUUUAUCAAUCAGAAACUUCUCGAAGAUACUCCCCUCUUACAAAAACUGCUGGAUAUGCGGAACGCUCUCCUGGAUGAAAUGACAAAUUCACCACUUCGUGGUCUAAAGUGGAGCCAACCCCCUCUUGCAGGACUGGAAAAUCAUUAUUUGCGAGAAUUCCAAGGUAUUUUUACCCAACGGGAAACAGCUAAUGGAGCCUACACACCGAAUUACUGCAAAGCUGAUAUGAGUCAAGCGAUCGAAAACAUUGAAGCCAUCUUGACAUCCGCAUCUAGUCGCCUGGGGGAUUUCCAGUAUUCUACUUUGGUUCGGGGGAUGACUCACAGGGAGACUGCAAUUUCGCCAUCUCAUCCAGGAGGAUCAAUUUUCCAAAGAAUCGGCCAGGACUCGGUGAUCAAUGGCAAUGUGAUGUCUGAACAGAAGAAAGAAGCACGGGGUUGGAAAAUUAAUAAUAAUGGAGACGACUUUGUCAACCCUCAAAAGAAAAAGAAAGUGUUGCUCGAUGGAAAAGCCCUCCGAAAAGCCAUCGCGAAGUCCAUAAUUCUCGAUGGAAUACUCUCUGCAAGGAUCAGGUUGGCAUUUGAAUCGACAGAUCAUCCAGAGGAACAGUCAAUCGUUUAUUACAGCAGUGUUGCGGGUGCUAUCACAGAUAUAUAUAUAGAUUCCGUGGAAUUGAAAGAAAUUGUACCUCCAACUCAACCUUUCUCAGCAAAGGAUGAAGCUUUUAGGAGAGUUUUGGUAGUCUUCACGCACUUCUUGCAGCCCAUUUUCCUAGUGGAUGGAUUUGGCGAGUCGAUCUUCACCAAUGUCCAAUUGGACUUACUGGACAUCCGUCGAGCCCCCACGCUUCCAUACAAAAUGAAUAUUAUCGAGCAUCUGGAAAUCAUGAGGAAGUUGUUUGUGGAUCCCAGUCGGGGGCCCUGGGAAAGGCUGGGAGUUUUCAAAGCAGGAAGCAGUGAAAUCGUCUCCGCAAUCAAAACUAUCGAGAAAGAACCGCCGAAAGGAGUUGAGCGCGUCAAAAUGAUUGCAGAACUGAUGCAGCGUCGAGGUAGAGGUGAUCAGAAUCACCCACAACCCCAACUGCAACCGCAACCAGCUGCGAGCAUCGGCAGCAACCAGGCGGGAGAAACUCAAAUGAUCCCAAUUCGGUUACCAAUGCCAACAUCUAGGUAA